Messenger RNA from Darwinula stevensoni, 1116 nucleotides. The record is from the annotation of a GenBank genome assembly. Lineage: Eukaryota; Metazoa; Arthropoda; Ostracoda; Podocopida; Darwinulidae.
AUGGACGUGCCUAAUGUCUUGAAGAGGCUGAGUUCUGUAACCUCUGGAUGGUACAUAGCUGUACAGGAUCAGCCUGAAGAUGAAGAUCACAUGUAUCAUGUCUCCUACAAUUUGGCAUUGAACUGGUGUUGUAAUUCCCACUGGACUACAUGCAUUCGUGGGUGCCGUAAGAACAACCAGGGUCGGCUUCUAGCAGGGAAUAAUUUCCCUCCAGCCAAACGGAACUACGGCGGCCGCGUUUGGCGCGUCGCGAUAGAAGGACACUACUUCCCAUCAUCCGACGCCACAUUCUCCCGGGGUCCACAAUUAGAUCCGACCAAUAUGGAGACGGGCAGGAUGGGAUAUAUUCAUGAGACAGACUCAGAGAAUUUCGUGAAUCCGGUUACGGGCGCGAAUACGCAACGCAUCGAAGCACAAUGGGGGGCCAUGAAACAGCGAAUAGUGAAGGCGGGGAACCACGCAGCAGAUGCUGCAAGGCCAUCUUUCUGAUGGAUGGUGGAAAUCCACAAGAAAAGACCAUGCAUGGAUCUCCUAAAUGAGAUCAAGCUACAAUACCCGCAGUGAAGAGAGGACGUACAAUAGAAGACGACGAGACCAUUUGACAUUUUUGUUUUCAUUUCAUUAUACCAGACUCUACUAUAAGACUUCCACUUUUUCUCAUAAAAGACCUGUACUCGCGUCAUGCCAACUUCAUUUGGACGGAAAAUAUAUACUUCACUAAGGUCGCAGAAACUUCUGAGAUAAUGUGAGAGCGAAGCGAAGCUGUGGAGUCCUCCUCGUGCCCAUGGAUGAGCAGAGGGGAAGAGUCUCCGAGUCACUACGCCAAGUCCCCAUAGCGGACCUCCUCUCGCCCCUUCACGCCCUCACCUCUGCCCUACGCAGCAGUCCGUCUUGAACCUCCGGCCGGACAGCACGCGGGAGUCCGUCACGAACCCUCGGCCGGACAACACGUGGGCGCGUGAGUGCGCCAGGACCCUUCGGCCGGACGACACGUGGCGUGUCGAGUCACGCAGCCUGACCCUCACAGCCGGUCAACUCAGUGAACCGCGGUGUGAGCCCCGAACUGCGUGCUGGUCUGUAUAGCGAACUGCUGUGGACUCAUCACGAACCGACGAC